Candidula unifasciata is the source of this 1203-nucleotide messenger RNA. The record is from the annotation of a GenBank genome assembly. NCBI's taxonomy places the organism in Eukaryota, Metazoa, Mollusca, Gastropoda, Stylommatophora, Geomitridae.
AUGAAACCAGAGGUUAGUGCAGCAUCAGAGUUUCUCUCACGAGUAUUCCUUGCCCACAACAACAUCAGCAAGGAGAAAGUUCUUGAGUUCCGGCAGCAUUUCUCAGAGUUACUAGAAGAAAGAUUCCGUGACCAUUGGCACGAAACUUGCCCAACAAAAGGCCAGGCAUUUCGCUGCAUCCGCGUGUGGCCAGAGGAGCCCCUGGAUCCACUGAUUGAGAAAGUAUGCAGCCGACUUGGCAUUAAUGCCACUGAUUUCAAGCUGCCCUUUGAACUUACCCUGUGGGUGGACCCCACGGAGGUUGUUUGCAAGUUUGGGGACCUAAAGUGCUCGUACCACACAGUGGCCAAGAAGGACCAAACAUCUGGCAACCUCAACAAUCAUUCAGGCAACCUUGACAUUGAUGACCUUGUGGAGAAUGCCAGGGACCUCUACCUAAAGAAACAAACGGUGAUCAUUAAUCCGGUUCACGCCACCGAGCUGCACAUCCAGAAUACCUACAUGGAUGGCUCCUACAGUAGUGUUACCAUGGCCAUCCGCAUCAAUGGAACUGUCCACUACAACUCUAAUGGCUCGCCUCCUGUCAGCUACGACGACUCUCCCUUUGGGAAAGGUCGACAGUCUCACAGGCGAGCGGGAGGAUAUAACUACUAUGGGAAAAGUUCUGGAGUAAAAGGCAACUAUAUUGGGAAUGGCAUGACCAAUGGAAGCUCCCAUGCUCCUGCAGCAACUCAUCACUACCAGUAUCAUCACUACCAAGGCAGCAAUGAUCCGAGCCCCAGCUCCUCUUACAGUAAUGGCUAUUUAAACAGUUACAGCAGUGAGGAAAAUGGCUACGCGUUCCAUCCCCUGUCGUUGUCGCCUUCAAAGGUAAACGGUAUUAUUGGAAUGACACUGAAUAUUGUCAACGGGUCGGGGCAUGUCACACAAGGGCCUCCCACACCAGAGCAGAUACACCAACAAGUGCAGCAUCCUCCUCCAAUGCCCCAGUCGAUCACUCAUCUCCAGCCAGCCUUUGAUCAUCCUUCCACUGACACCAGCACUCAACCUCCUCCACCAACCUCUGCCACCACCAGCACCUCAUGCAGCACUGCCGGGACAAGCAAGCCCAUCAGCAUUGGGAACUCCAAGUUCCACAGCAAUCGAGCAACUGCUGCCCCCAGGAACAAGCCAGCCACCAGUCCAGCAAAGGAAACGAAGUAA